Talaromyces atroroseus is the source of this 2142-nucleotide messenger RNA. RefSeq lists its product as hypothetical. The transcript has 2 exons. Gene Ontology annotation, cellular component: nuclear inner membrane. Gene Ontology annotation, molecular function: chromatin binding. The record is from RefSeq and is a predicted model, not a curated record. Bases 1 to 2142 code for a protein of 713 amino acids. Lineage: Eukaryota; Fungi; Ascomycota; Eurotiomycetes; Eurotiales; Trichocomaceae.
AUGUCGUCGGGCUUGGAUGAUUUAGAUUAUCUCUCACCUGACUUCGACCUCGCCUCACUGACUGUUCCGCGUCUACGUGCGAUUCUCGUUAGCCACGAUGUCUCGUAUCCGUCGUCGGCCAAAAAGGCCCAGCUCAUCAGCAUUUUUGAGCAGGAAGUUUUACCCAAAGCAAGAAAGCUUCUUCGUGAUCGAGAGCGUGUCCGCCGCACGAGUGCUGGGAUUACAGACAUGAGUAGCCAGUCCAACUCUGAAGCCAAUGGUGAUGGGGACGAUGAUCAUGAUAGGGACUCCAUGCCACCACCGCCAGCAACACCAUCUACUGUAUCAACCACCGCGGGAACCAGACGCGCACGCUCACGGCCGAGCACACGAGCUUCAACCGUCGAGACGGAGGACAGUGCUUUACUGCAAGCCACUCCAAGGCGCCGGGGUCGCCCUAGCAGAACGACCCGCGCGUCAGAUGCCGAAAUAACGGAUGACAAUCUUUCCACUCCUGCCAUAACAGAAGCUACACCUCAGCGCCGAUCCACUGCUCGUAAAACCCGCAAGAGUGAAGCGGUACCAUCGUACGAUGAAACGGUCGCAUACACACCAAGUGUUAGGGCCGACAGCCGUGCCGGCAGCGUUUUCACAGACGAAAAUCCUUUUCAAAGUGGAAGUUCACCGACUUCUUAUGAACAGACGCCACGAGCUCGAACUGUUAGCGGAGAGCGUAAACGGCGAAGCACACCUCGGGUUUCGGCUGAGAGCAGUUUAACAGCCGAACGGCGGGCUAAACGAGAUUCAGGACGGCCGGUCAAGAUUAAGCAAGAGGAAGAUGUACUCACACCUCGGAGGUCAACAUUUGAAUUUCCCGUUUCGCGCCUUCGGACAGCUACCCCAGAGUUUGAAGACGAGUCUGAAGCGGAAGCGGGCGAGGAAUUCACGCCAGAUGAGCAAUUAGCACUCGAGACAGCUGAAGCUCAGUCGCGAUUAGUUACCAGGCGCCGCCAAGGAGAUAUAUCAUACAAAUUACCGUUUACUGUACUCAUGCUGCUUCUGUCUGGCUUUGGAGCCUGGUGGCGCCAGGAGAAAGUCGAAAUUGGCUUUUGCGGAGUUGGGAAGCCUAGGUGGUCUCUUGCCAACACCAACGUGCCAGAGUGGGCAAACGUGCUAGAGCCUCAAUGUGAACCCUGUCCGCCGCAUGCCUACUGUUACGACAAUUUCGAGGUCAAAUGCGAUAAUGACUUCGUGCUAAAACAGCAUCCACUUUCACUCUUCGGCUUAGUUCCUAUUCCACCAGAGUGCGAACCUGAUAGCGAGAAAUCCAAUCGCAUACUCUCGGUGGCUAAUAAGGCCAUCGAAGAGUUGCGGGAGCAGAGAGCGAAGUAUGAGUGCGGAGACGGCGAAAAAGUUGAAUCGCCCUUCAUUUCUGAACCCGAACUUAAAGACGCUGUGGCAAAUCAACGUCGCGUUAAGAUGAGUGAUUCAGAGUUUGAUGAUCUCUGGGCAUCAGCCAUCGGUGACCUUGUUACUAGAGAAGAGAUUACGACGAGUGAAAAACCUUCAUCCCGCGCGUUCUCAUCCAACUCCCUCGCCCGACUCCCCAUCGGCUGCGCAUUCCGCCGCCACCUCCGACUCUCUCUCCUCGCGUAUCGACUCCCUAUUUCAAUUCUAGUCAUAGCCAUUGCGGGCUUAGCGUACCUCAGAGCUCAAUUUCUUGCUCGACGGUCAGACAUUGCUCGCGUUCCCGAGCUUGUUGGGACGACACUUGACCGUCUCUCGACUCAAGCGGCCCUAUAUGCACGGGGAGAAGCGCCCGAAUCCUGGAUAUCGGUGAGCCAGUUGCGAGAUGAUGUGCUGCGGUCUGAGCUUCGCGGGGCUCGUCGGGAGGAACUUUGGAAGCGAGUGCGAGCCGUGGUUGAAGGCAAUGCCAACGUGCGGGCAGCGGUUCGAGAGGGUCGUGGUGGCGAUGUUGCUCGUGUCUGGGAGUGGAUUGGCGGUUUGGGCAAUCACUUAGAUGGGGUUCGCCGGCAAAGUGGACAUGUGCGUUUCUCUUUAUCUCCAGGAGAUGAAACAUCCUUCGCGAAUAGUGAGGAUGACAGUCUUUUGCGCAGCCCGAGAGAAUCUCGCAAAUGGGAUGAAGGACGUCCUAUUUAUUGA